Messenger RNA from Closterium sp. Naga37s-1, 4581 nucleotides. Lineage: Eukaryota; Viridiplantae; Streptophyta; Zygnematophyceae; Desmidiales; Closteriaceae. The record is from the annotation of a GenBank genome assembly.
AUGACCAUCACCACCCGCGAUCGCUGGGGCAAUAAGCAACAGCAGCAGCUGCCAUGCAAGGACCCUACAUGCUCCUGCGGCAAGGCAAACAACUCCGCCGUCGCCCCCACCCCCCCGCUGCUCACCUGCGCGCUCGUCUCCCGCCGCUGGUUGCGCCUCUCCGUGCUUCUCCCCCGCGCCAUCACUGGAUGGGUUGGCGGCUGUGCCUUUCAAGAGGGAGGAUGGGAGGCGAGAGGAGGGCGAAGGGAUGACAUCGAACGUGAUCAUGGGGGGGACGUGGUUGCUUCGGAGGUGUCGGGGGGUGCAAGUCAUGGGGAGGAUGUGGAGGCAAGCUACGAUGGGCAGCAACUGCCUCUGCUGCCUCAGUGGCGAAGGCGACAGCGGCGGCAACGGAAGAAGCUCCACCACAGCCAAGAGAAGGCUCGGCAGCAGCAGCAGCAGCAGCAGCAGCAGCAGCAGGCAUCACAGGUUGUUUGUCAGAGUAAUCUUCAGAGUAAUCAGGGUGGUGUCGCCGCUCUCACUGCAGCAGCACAGCCACACCAGCCCCUCUUCUUUUCCAAGCUGCAACAUCUCGAGCUUGCUGACGUGUCAGCACUGCAUCACCUGCCACGUGGCGUCCUCCAGCACCAUUCGCUCAAGCACCUCGUGCUGGACGGCUACGCAGGCGCCUCCCUUUCUGCUGCUUGCAGCGUUGACUCCAUUGAAUUCCCCAUCCGGAUGCCCAGCCUGCAUCGUUUGCAACUAGGUGCUGUACAGGACGGGCCGCACGGGGGUGACGGGCAGCAUGAGACCGGGCAGCACAGAUCGGGUGGGGCACGAGCGAGAACUGACAGCACGGGUGGGGCACGAACGGGUACGGACAGCACGGGUAGGGCACAAACGGGCAGAACGGGGCAGCACGGGCAGAACGGGGCAACACGGGCAGAACGGGGCAGGACACGGGCUGAACGGGGCAACACGGGCAGAACGGGGCAACACGGGGACAACGGGGUAGCACAGGGGCUGAACGGGGCAGGACACGGGCUGAACGGGGCAGGACACAGGCUGAACGGGGCAACACGGGCAGAACGGGGCAACACGGGGACAACAGGGCAGCACAGGCAGAACGGGGCAGGACAAGGGCUGAACGGGGCAACACGGCACGGAAACGGGCACGACACAGGCAGAACGGGGCAGCACAGGGGCAGCAUGGGAACACGGGGGCAGCACGGGAACACGGGGACAGCACGGGAGCAGCACGGGAACACGGGGGCAGCACGGGCAUGGGCACGGGGCAAGCACGGGGAACACGGGGCAGACAGCACGGGCACGGGCACGGGGCAAGCACGGGGAAGUACGGGCAAUACGGGAGCCGUCCCCUUCGGGCCACACCUCCUCCCCUUCCCGCUGGAAACGGAGCCGGAGAUGGGGGUGGGGUGGCAGUUGUCGGUGGGGGGGGGCGGGAUCUGGGGCAGAACGGCGUUCUGGGUGCAGAACUGUCCUCUCCUUGCUGUAAACGCCUCUGCAUGCACCCCCUUGGCCUUCAACUUCCCAAGCCUGAGGGAGCUAUGGCUGCAGGACCUUCCUCUGCUGCACGAGCUACCGCCCUCCUUAUCCUACCUCUCCUCCCUGCACCGUUUGGUCAUCACCCGCUGCCAUGAGCUCAACUCACUCCCUGAUUGCCUGCCCGAGCUCCCCUUGCUGCGCGAUCUCGCCCUCGUGAUAAACCGCAACCUCACCGUCCCGAGGGGUUUCCUGCCGCAGCUGCACUCGGUGCGUCGACUGGUGGUGCAUCGGAGGUGGGAGAACAAGACCUUGAUCGCGCAUCUGGGGCAAAUGAGGUCAAGCUUUGGGCUGCCCCCACGGGUGAAAGAGCUUCACACAGAUGACUUUGGCAGCGACGUGUUAAGGUUGCAUGAGCUGGAGAGACUAGAGGUGACUGCGGUGAACCUCGCGAAAUUCAGUAUCAGCGAGAUUAGGGUUUUGGAGGAGCUGGUGAAGGUUACCGGGGAAGGUGGGAGGAGGGAUGCAGAGGAAGAGGAGGGGAAUGACGGGUCUGAUGUCAAGUGUUGGGAGGGUGGGGGACAGCUGCCGUUGGUGAACAGGACCAGUGCCUUGGUGAGCAGCCAGAGCAAGCAUUUCCUGCCUUGCUCGCAACGGCUGUCCCUUGCUGACUGCGAGGUUGGCCCUCGCUUCCCUCCCUGGAUGCGCCAUCUCACGUCCUUGCAGCACCUCUCGCUCACCCACAUCCACCGACAUAGACUGUUUUGCUGCGCGUCAGAGCAAGCCAAAGAGCCUCGCCAGUUGCAACGCCUUCUCGAAGCUUAUGUGCAGGAGGAGGAGCAUUGGGAGAAUCUCACGUCGCUGCAGCGGGUUGAGAGAUGUGCAUGCUGCCCCUUAGUUGUACCUUCGGAGUGGCAGCCUCUUGUGCGUGUGGUCGAUGCAGCAGCAGCAGAGGCAGAAGCUUGCGGAGAUGAGCCCACCUCUCCCUCUCACUGCCGCAUCCGGCCAGACCACAGCCCCUUGCUGCAUCCCUCCUCCUCUUUUCCCGUCCGCUUGCCUUCCGGAUAUCGUACACGUGCACGGUGCAACCCCUCCUCUUCUCCUCCCAACCCCCCUCUCUCCCCCUCUCGCCUCCCCCCCUUUCUCCUUCCGCUCUGUGGUACUGGUGCUGUCUCUCCCAUUGUGCUGUGCGGCACAGGCGUGGGCAAAACGUCCCUGUACAUGGAGUACAGCCCCCAGGCAGAGCCAGUGCCAGGGGACUCCACAUCCCACCUGCGCACAGACCCAAGCAGCAACAGCGUCAGCAGUGGGGUGGCAGCAGUGGGCAGUGGUGGUGGCGGGGGUGGCGAGGAGGGGCGGCGGGGGUUCUUUGUGGAGGUGUGGGACGUGUCGGGCAGCGAGCAGUACAAGUCGUCGCGCUCACUCUUCUACGAUCAGAUCAACGGUACAUGCAGCGUCAUAUUCGUGCACGACCUAUCCCGUAAGAAGUCAAGAGUCGCGGCACUGCAGUGGAUGGACGAGCUGGUCCGCCGUAGCGGCACUCUCUCCGCGCCGUCCCAUAAACCACCAUGCUCCUUUCCCCCACUCCCACCCCUCCCAGGCGUCAUUUUCGUGCAUGAUCUCUCCCGAAAAAAGUCCCGCGUGGCGGCACUCCAAUGGAUGGACGAGCGCGUGCGCAGCGGCACCUUCUCCGCUCCCUCCCACGGGCACCGCGAGGGCCAACUGCCCGUCCCCCUCCUCGUGAUCGGCAAAAAGGACGACCUCCGUGACAAGGACCCCGUGCUGCAACUACAGGGCCGGGUGAAGCUGCUGCGCGCUGCUACUGUGCUCCUCAUGCCCCACUGUGUCAUUUUCGUGCACGACUUGUCCCGAAAAAAAUCCCGCGUGGCGGCACUGCAGUGGAUGGACGAGCUCGUGCGCAGCGGCACCUUCUCCGCUCCCUCCCACGGGCACCGCGAGGGCCAACUGCCCGUCCCCCUCCUCGUGAUUGGCAACAAGGACGACCUCCGAGACAAGGACCCCGUGCUGCAGGGGAGGGUGAAGCUGCUGCGCGCUGCUAGGAGCAGCAGGACGUUGGAGUAUGCGAUGAAGCAUGCCAAGACCGUUGUGGAGCGGUACGGGCUGAGGUCGUUUGGAAGGCGGAAGCGGGGCGAGCUGCCGGAGUAUAUCCGGAACCCCAGGGGCGCCGGGCUCAUUGCGUGUGCGAAGCAGGGCCGCUUGGACCUGCCAGCAGUGGACGCCUUCUUCCUGCAGCUCAUCAAGCGGCGCUACUUCACAGAGCAGCUCACAGCACUGCCAUCGUCCUCCCGCUCCUGGAGCCAACCAUUCCUAUAUGUAGAAGGAAUGGAGGGAGAGCUGAAUGCGGAUGCGCUGCUGCUGCCCUCCUCCUCUGGCGGGGAGCAGGGGCCGCGUGGGGGAGGAGAAGGGGCUGUUGCAGGGCUGUAUCGCUUCAACAGCCUCCGAGGCUCUGAUACCAGCAUUGACAUCGAGUCAUUCGGCACACCCGACUAUAGAAUCAACCACCAGUCGCAGCAGCACGCGCGCAAAUACCCCUUUGAGGAUGACGAGGAGGACGAGGAAGGGAGGGGAGAGGGGGCGGGGGAAGAGGAAGAGGAGGAGGAGGAGGAGGAGGAGGAGGAGGAGGAGGAGGAGGAGGAGGAGGAGGAGGAGGAGGAGGAGGAGGAGGAGGAGGAGGAGGAAGAGGAAGAGCAUGAUUGGCGGGAGCAGUGGCAGCAGCAGUGGCAGCAGUGGCAGCAGGAGUGGGUCAAUCAGUCAUUCUCCUCCUCUCCCCCUCCUGCUUCUUCCUCCUCUGGAGCUGAUCCCGCAACUCUUUCACUCUCUUCAUUACACGAUCCCAUGCCUGCACCAAUGUGUGCUGCAAGGAUGGGAGCAGAUGACAGGACUAAUGGCGCCAUAAUGGCAAUAGGAGAUGAGGAGGAGGAGGCCACAGGUGCUGCUGCUGCUCCUGCUGACUCUACUGCUACAACGGAUCCAGACCCUUCCGUUUCUGCUCCACUUGUCUGGAAGAAGGAGCGGCAGGAGGAGGAGGAGGCAGAGGAGGAGGAACAACAACAGGAACUGCAGCAGCGCUGUCAGUAG